Messenger RNA from Fusarium oxysporum Fo47, 2178 nucleotides. RefSeq names its product M3 family metallopeptidase. Gene Ontology annotation, biological process: peptide metabolic process; proteolysis. Gene Ontology annotation, molecular function: metalloendopeptidase activity. Lineage: Eukaryota; Fungi; Ascomycota; Sordariomycetes; Hypocreales; Nectriaceae. The record is from RefSeq and is a predicted model, not a curated record. The transcript has 5 exons. Bases 1 to 1857 code for a protein of 618 amino acids.
AUGGACUACAGCUCGUUACCUCAACCUCUGCCUAGGCUCAUACCUGCUGAUCAGAUUCUCCCAAUCAUGAAACGAAUCGUCGGUCAAUAUCAGACCGUACGAGAAAACAUUAUUGAAAGUGUGGAUGUACAAAAAGCCAACUUCGACAACUUAAUUCAGCCCCUAAUUGAUAUUGACAACGAAACUCAGGGUGAUAUUGCAAUCAUUGCCAUGCUCCGUUAUUCAUCUCCCGACCCAGCAUCUCGUCAGGCGUCGGAAGAAGCAUGUGCUCUUGUCAACGAAGAUCAAGCCGCCUUUACUGCAAGACCAGAUUUCUGGCCGUUACUCAAAGCUGUCAAAGAAGCCUGUCAGGAGAUUUCUCUUCAUUUCGAAGCUCGAAAGUACCUCGAUAAGUUGUUUCUAGAGUUCAAGCAGUUUGGACAUGGUACUUUGCAGCCUGUUCAAAUUCAUGAAUACCUAGAGAGAAGAAAUUAUAUCGACGGGAUGCGGCGAAAGUAUAACCAGAGAAUCAGAGAAGAUGCUGGAGGUCUUUGGUUCUCUCUUGACGAACUAGCCGGUGUAAAGAAGCAUGAUCUAGAUCGCUUCGGAAAAGACCCAGAAAAGCAUGACAUGCGAUUUGUUCGCUUUUCAGCAGCUGAUUCUUUGGUUUUAUACCUAAAUGCCUCCAAAAGUGCCACACGGAAGAGAAUGUACGUUGGCAAUGUCAAUAACCUCAGUCAAAACGCCAAACUCUUCGAGAAGAUUGUUGUGGAGAGAGAUUUGAACGCUCGUCUUGUGGGCUACGAGAGUCAUGCGACUUAUCGACUAGAGAAGAGGCUGAUGAAGACCCCGGCUCAGGUUGAAAGUUUGUUGGCCGACUUACACGAUAGACUACUAGCUCGUGGGCAGCACGAUAUGAAGCUCCUAAUGGAUCUGAAGAGAAAGGAGUCCAGGGAGAGUGCCAAAAUCACUGAAUAUGAUGUCAACGCGAUAUUUCCUUGGGACUAUUGGUAUUACGCCCGUCUAGCUGAACAGCACCUCCAUGUCGAUCCCGAGCAGGUUGCCGAAUAUUUCCCAAUCCAACAUGUUAUCUCUGUGAUGUUGGAGAUGUUCUCUGGAUUCUUGCAACUGCGUUUCUGUCCUAUAUCUCAGGAACAACUUGACGGUUCAGCGUGGCAUGACGAUGGUAACCAGAACGUCAACCUCCAAUGUGGCUACCUGAAAAACGAUGGCAGUCGAGUAUAUCCCGCAACCCUUCUCAUGUGCUCCUUUCCGCCACCUGCACCUUCAGCUUGCACAUUCCUAAAGCACAGUCAGAUUAUCUCUCUAUUCCACGAGUUAGGACAUGGCAUCCAUGACUUGCUGGCCAGGACGAACUACGUGGCCUUUCACGGCCAUAGGUCACCACCAGACUUUGCAGAAGCAUUCAGUGUAAUGCUCGAGAAGUGGUGCUGGAUGAAGCCCGAGCUCAAACGCUUGGGUCUUCAUUAUACAAGCAAAGAUCUGCACUUGAAGGAGAAAUGGCUUCGAGAGCACCCAGGAGAGGAUCUCCCCCCGGAGCGUAUACCCGAUGAUACCAUUGAGAGGUUGAUAAAGGGCCGUCAAGUGACGCGCUCGUUGUGUUAUCUUCGUCAAUUGGUUUACGCCCACUUUGAUAUGAAAGUUCAUCAUCCCAGAACCCACACUGAGCUACGCAACAUGGACUCCACCAAAAUAUUCAACGACCUCCUUGAGAAGCUGUGGCUUGUUCGCGCACCUCAACCAGAGGACCAAGGAUAUCCACAUGCUGAUCUAGGUCAUCUAGUCUCUGGCUACGAUGCAGGCUACUACUCAUAUCUCAGGCGAGUUGACCUCAACCUAACUAUAAAAAAUGACUAAUUGGCUAUUAUUAGUGCUCAUGUGUUUGCUGAAGAGUUCUUUGAAUCGACGUUUCUUGAGGAUCCUAGGAGUGUAUCCGCCUGGGAUAGGUAUAGGAAGGGUAUUCUUGAAAUUGGUGGAAGUAGAGAUGAGUUGGAGCUACUCGUAGAGUAUCUGGGCCAUAUUCCUACUGCGGAUCCGUUGCUUCGUGAUAUUCUACAGUAGCUAGUUACUCAAAGGUUCGCUAAAUAUGUGUCUUCUUCAGACCUACACAGCAGUGUCACUUCCUUAAGGUUAAUGAUAUUCAUGAUGGCGACUUGGUCAAGAGAUUAGGAUUAAGGC